AUGACCGCAGCCGGCUCCUCGCCCAUGAGGUCCCCGCUGGGCACGGAGGCGCCGCGCUCUGUCUUCUCUCCACCCACGUCCCCACGCUUACUGUACGGCACUCAGCCAGACCUCCAGCAUCAAGGCCAUGCCAUGCAGACUCUACUCCCUGACAUGCCAAGCGGAACGCCACGCCGGGUCGUUCCUUCGCCGAUUUCGACCCAGCUCUACCAUCACCAUAUCACGCCGUUCUGCCAACAGCAGCCUUCCGUUACUAUCAAUACCCCACCCCAGAUUUCCACCUUCUUUACGCAACCGUUUUGUGCCUCAAACUAUGCUCCCUCCACCCCUACCUUCUCUCGAUCAGUCGCUGGAAGCAUUCCUUCCUCCCAGGCAAACCUCUGUCCACCUCUAUCGCCAUUUCCUCCACCGCUGUCUGUCAGUCCUUAUCCCGGUCAAGCACCUAGUAUUCAACUGAGUCCUCUACCGGGAAGCAGUGUUACCGGAAGUCUCACCGGAAGUCUCACGUCGCCGCGAGACAUGUCACAUGACUUGCUGCUUCAGGAGAUCACGAGUCUACGAGAGAGACUUGCCUGCUUGGAGAGUGAGAACGCCGCGAUGACAGUGAAGCUAAAUCAACAACAGUGGGAUGUCGAACACCGCUUGGCCGAAAUUGAGAUGCACAUGUGCGGGAGUGAUAGCGUGGCCAGUGUCGAUGGUAGCGCCACCACCGGCGAUGACAAACUACUUGAACCAGUAAACAGGGAGUCUAUUAUAUGA
This is a messenger RNA of Acanthosepion pharaonis, 759 nucleotides long. NCBI's taxonomy places the organism in Eukaryota, Metazoa, Mollusca, Cephalopoda, Sepiida, Sepiidae. The record is from the annotation of a GenBank genome assembly.